Medicago truncatula (barrel medic) is the source of this 1302-nucleotide messenger RNA. Its product is annotated as RING-H2 finger protein ATL43. NCBI's taxonomy places the organism in Eukaryota, Viridiplantae, Streptophyta, Magnoliopsida, Fabales, Fabaceae. Bases 1 to 1302 code for a protein of 433 amino acids. The record is from RefSeq and is a predicted model, not a curated record. The transcript has a single exon.
AUGGGUGGUGCACCUUCUUUCAAUCCAUGCAGCGUCACAUUUUUUUCCUUCCACCCCAUCAUCGUCGUCACCGUCACCACCACGCUCAUUCUAAUCGCAAGUGCCGAAGAUCACAAUCCAAAAGAAAAUGGAGCAAUUCCAAGUCUCGAAGAUGACAAUGGUGCCACCACGUCAUCCCCACCACCACCGGUAUCAUCAAGUGAGAGCUCCAAUGAUAGGGAGAGGAGCUCUGAUGCCUUCAAACCUAGCACUGCAGUGAUAGUAGGUGUUUUAACAACCACAUUUUUCCUUGUGUUGCUACUCCUUCUCUACGCCAGACACUGCAACCGUGCAGAUAUGCCCGUUGCUAGCAACCCGAAUCCCAAUGGAGAAUCAAAUUUGCAUAAGAGGAAAAACUCUGGAAUCGAACGCGCGGUUGUGGAAUCAUUGCCGGUUUUUAAGUUUGGGUCAUUGAGUGGCAAAAAAAAUGGACUUGAAUGUGCAGUUUGUCUCAAUGGGUUUGAGGAUCCCGAUGUACUUAGGUUAUUGCCAAAAUGCAAACAUGCUUUCCACAUGGAAUGUGUUGACAUGUGGCUUGAUGAACAUUCCUCGUGCCCACUGUGUCGCUAUAAGGUGAACCCUGAUGAUAUUGUUCUUCCUCAACGACAAAAUACUGAGGAAGAAUUGUUGUCAUCAAACAUUGAACGAGGUAAUAAUGUUAACGACAAUGGGCCACAACAUGAAAAUGAAAAUGUAGGUCCACAACAAGUGUCUUCAAUGGAAAAGCGAGAUAGUGGUUUGUCACAAAUUAAUGCUUUGGAGAAUAAUGAAGUGUCGUCAUCUAGGAGAUCUUUCGAUAGUAAUAAUUCUAGAAAUGCAAGGAGUGAGGGUGUCAUUGGAGAACAUAGGUUAGAUCACCAAAUAAUUUUGUCCCCUACUUAUAAUUCACAUAGUAGGGUCCACCAACGAUCGAUCAAUUCUAAAUCGUGUGAUAUGCUUUACUUAACAUUUGAUGGGAUCAUUAGUGAGGGUUCCUCUUCACAGUUGAACAUCACACAUAGGGGAAGGAGAACAAUGGUGGAGCGUAAUCGCGAUGUUCUUGAUGAUGAGAUGGAGAAUGGUUUUGGUGGUGGGAGGGGUGAAAGGAAUUUGAGGACCGUCUCGGAUAUGGCAGGAAUGAGUAAGUUUUUGAGUAGGGAGAUAGGAAGGGAAAGAGAACGUGGUGGUGGUCGAGAAGAACAAGAGAGACAACGUGAGGGAGUUGCUUCAAGGUGGUUGGCCUGGAUUUCUGGGUCAAAAUCAAAAGGAGCAACUUCUGAAUGA